GUCUCGUCUGUCACAGCUGUUGUCUCAGGCACCAGGGUGCUGCUGAAUCCCCUUCACUCCGCUCUUUCUCUCCACUGGUAGUGUGGUUUAACUGCUCCAUCAUACUCCGUCUCCUCUGGCCAGUGAUCCACACAUCAGAUGAUGAUGGAGAGCACUCCAGUUGAUGCUAGUGACCAGGUCAAUGGUGGGGAGGAGCAGUCUGUGGAUCCUAUGGAGGACUUCAGCCGGCAGCUGGAGGACAUUAUCAAUACAUAUGGCUCAGCAUCCAGCCUGAUGGAAGAGCAGAUUGCCAUCCUGGAAAAUGAGGAAGAGAAACCUCAUGAAGAAGCCAGGCCUGAGGAGGCAGCCACCAACGUGGAGGCCAGCAGCAACCCAGAAAAGGAGCUGACAGCUGAAAAAAUUCUCAAAGGUCUUGGUAAGGAGGCUUCGCUCCUGCUGCAGAACGUGAACAAGCUCAGCUCAGCCGAAGAGAAAGUGGAGAUGGUGCUGAAGAAGUAUGCUGAGCUGUUGGAGGAGCAGAGAGGGGAGCGGCGGCAGCUGAAGCUCCUGCAGAACAAACAGGGUCUCCUGGUCAAGAACAGGGACCAGCUCCAGUUUGAGCACAGCCGUGCCAUCCUGGCACGUAGCAAACUGGAGUGCCUGUGCCGUGAGCUCCAGAGACACAACAAGACCUUAAAGGAAACCUUGCUGCAGAAGUGUCGUGAGGAUGAGAGCAAGCGCCUAGAGAUCACCACUCACUUCCAGAGCACAGUGGUGGACAUCCAGGCCCAAAUUGAGCACCACAGCAACCGCAACAACAAGCUGUGCCAGGAGAACAGUGAGCUGGCUGACAAACUCAAGACCAUCGUGGAGCAGUACGAGAAGAGGGAAGAGAGUUUAGAGAAGAUUUUCAAACAGAGGGAUCUGCAGCAGAAACUGGCUGAUGCCAAACUGGUAGAAGCUAACUUGCGGCUGAAGGAAGCAGAGGAAAAGCACAAUAGAGAGAAGGAAUACUUGCUUAAAGAAGCAAUUGACAAAACAAAGAAAUGCUACACAAUGAAGGAGCAGGAGUUGCAGAUGAAGAAGCAGCUUGUGUUGUACUCUAAGAAGUUUGAGGAGUUCCAGAGUACACUAUCCAAAAGCAAUGCAGUGUACACUACUUUCAAACAAGAGAUGGAUAAGAUGACCAAGAAGAUGAGAAAGCUGGAGAAGGAAUCAAAUGUGUGGAGGAUACGCUUUGAAAGCUGCAGCAAAGCCCUUAAUGAAAUGAUUGAGGAGCGAUCUGAGAAGGGCAAAGAGCUUGAGAUGUUCACCUUGAGGAUCCACAAACUGGAGGUACUGUGCCGAGCACUGCAGGACGAAAGGAGAGUCCUGUAUGACAAGAUCAAAGAGAUCCGCUUGCAGGGUUUUGCAGCCUCAGUGCCCAUGAAGGACACUGAAGAGGAGCUUCCAGAGCUUACUCAGCUGCCUGAGCCAGUGGUAGAAUCUAACCCGGCACUAACAGCAGAAAUGGAGAAGCUGUGGACGGAGCAAGCCCGUCUGGAGGAGUUUGCCGCCUCCCUCAUGGUCCCUGCUACAGAUGACAUAGAGGACUCGGACGAAGAUGAAGAAGAAUCAUCUGAACUGAAGGAUUCUGCUAUUCAGCUGCCAAGUGAAGCACCAACAGAAGAACCUUCCUGUCUGAAAGAAAUCAAACAAGAGGCAAGUAAAUCAACUCCAGUGGCUGAGCCCAUUCUAAGUGAAGUAAUCCAGUCUGAGUCCAAGCAAGAGUCUAUUAAACAAGACGUCAUUCAACCAGCAGAAUUGCCCAAGGAAGAACCACCCAAGGAAGAACCACUCAAAGUAGAACCGCCCAAAGAAGAUCCAUCCAAAGAAGCACCAUCCAAAGAAGAACCACCCAAAGAGGAACCUCUCAAAGAAGAACCACCCAAAGAGGAACCUCCCAAAGAAGAACCUCCCAAAGAAGAACCACCCAAAGAGGAACCUCCCAAAGAAGAACCACCCAAAGAGGAACCUCCCAAAGAAGAACCUCCCAAAGAAGAACCACCCAAAGAGGAACCUCCCAAAGAAGAACCACCCAAAGACGAAGUUGCAAAGCAAAAAUCAAGCAAACAAAAACCCGUUCAGCAAAAAGAGGUGAGAUUUAAAGAAGUAGAAGCCGAAAUAUUUCCACUAGAAGCUCCUAAAGAAGAGUGUACUGAAGAAGAAGUCAAUACAGCAAAAGUCCCCAAAACAGAGUCUGUGGAAGACGUUUCAGGUUCAGCUGAACCCACCAAAGUAGAAGCUAUCAAAGAAGAAUCUGUCAUAGUAGAGCCCCCCAAAGAAACUACUACCAACUCAGAACCUGCUACAGCAGAUUCAGUCAAAGAGGAACCCAGCACAUCUCAACAUGUGGAAGCAGAAUCAGAAGCAGCUGCAGCAGCAGUGCCCAAAACAGAAGAAGCAAAACCACAAAACUCCCAAACCCAAGACACCAAGGCAAAGAGCAGUAAACCCCAGCCCAAAAAAACAAGCUCCUCUAAGAAGAAACCUGCAACUAAGAAUGCAAAGAAAAGCUGAGGAAUUUAACACAAUAUAAGUUAUCGCAGGUGCACCAAGAAUUCCCUCUGUUUUUUUUAUGUUAUCUGUUGUGGUGUGUUUGGAUGAGUGCAGUGCUGUGCGAAGUUAUGUAUAUUGACACCUACACUGUAAAAAAAAAUAAAUUAACAAAACUUUAAUCUAUUAAGCGAAUAAGCAAAAACAAAAGUCUGAGCGAUAAUAAAUGUUUGAUUUGUUUAAAACAAUUUGGGUACCAAAUACGGUACCAAAUUCCUUUGUUGUUGAUGUAAUUUUUUUUACAGUGUAACCUUUUUUCAUCUCCAUUUAAGAAAAGCCCCUUGGUAAGCUUUUUACAGCUCACUGAGUGUGAUGCACACUUUUUCAUGUAAUACAUGUCUUUACUCAUUAAUAAAGAUGCCAUAUUGUUGGUAAA
This is a messenger RNA of Astyanax mexicanus (Mexican tetra), 2950 nucleotides long. It is a transcript of the gene txlnba, whose product is annotated as taxilin beta a. Gene Ontology annotation, molecular function: syntaxin binding. Bases 139 to 2538 code for a protein of 799 amino acids. The record is from RefSeq and is a predicted model, not a curated record. The transcript has 10 exons. Lineage: Eukaryota; Metazoa; Chordata; Actinopteri; Characiformes; Acestrorhamphidae.